CGGGCAUUGGGCGCCAUUUUGAAAAGGGAAAAAAAUUCCCUCCCCGGCGGUGGCUACGGCGGGGGCGGCGGCGGCGGCGGCGGCGGCCGGGGCUGAGCGCUCCGGGGCGCCUCGGUCAGCCGCGCUCCGCUGGGCGCGUCCCGCCCGCACUAUGGCAGGAGCCGGAGGCGGCGGCUGUCUGGCAGGCGGCAACGACUUCCAGUGGUGCUUCUCUCAGGUGAAGGGCGCCGUGGACGAGGACGUGGCGGAAGCCGACAUCAUCUCAGCUGUUGAGUUUAACUGCUCUGGAGAUCUUCUUGCAACAGGAGACAAGGGUGGCAGAGUUGUUAUUUUUCAACGGGAACAAGAGAAUAAAGGCCGCCCUCAUUCUAGGGGAGAGUAUAAUGUUUACAGUACCUUUCAAAGUCAUGAACCAGAGUUUGACUAUUUGAAAAGUCUAGAAAUUGAAGAAAAAAUUAAUAAAAUCAGGUGGUUGCCGCAACAGAACGCUGCUCAUUUUCUACUCUCUACAAAUGAUAAAACGAUUAAAUUAUGGAAAAUAAGUGAACGAGACAGAAGAGCAGAAGGUUAUAACUUGAAAGAUGAAGACGGACGACUUCGAGACCCAUUUAGAGUCACAGCACUACGGGUUCCGAUAUUGAAGCCCAUGGACCUUAUGGUAGAAGCAAGCCCACGGCGAAUUUUUGCAAAUGCACACACGUAUCACGUAAAUUCCAUUUCAGUAAACAGUGACCAUGAAACCUACCUGUCCGCAGAUGACCUGAGAGUUAACCUGUGGCAUUUAGAGAUCACAGAUAGGAGCUUCAAUAUUGUAGACAUCAAGCCUGCUAACAUGGAGGAGCUGACAGAAGUCAUCACUGCCGCUGAGUUCCACCCACACCAGUGCAACGUGUUUGUCUAUAGCAGCAGCAAGGGGACCAUCCGGCUGUGUGACAUGCGCUCCUCUGCCCUGUGUGACAGGCAUUCUAAGUUCUUUGAAGAGCCUGAAGACCCCAGCAGUAGGUCCUUCUUCUCAGAAAUAAUCUCAUCCAUAUCUGAUGUCAAGUUCAGCCACAGUGGUCGCUACAUGAUGACCAGAGACUAUCUAUCGGUGAAGGUGUGGGACCUCAACAUGGAGGGCAGGCCUGUCGAGACACACCAGGUGCAUGAGUACCUGCGGAGCAAGCUCUGCUCCCUGUACGAAAAUGACUGCAUCUUUGACAAGUUCGAGUGCUGCUGGAAUGGUUCGGACAGUGCUAUUAUGACGGGGUCCUACAACAACUUCUUUAGAAUGUUUGAUAGAAACACUCGGAGGGAUGUUACACUGGAAGCCUCGAGAGAGAACAGCAAACCUAGAGCCAGCUUAAAGCCCCGGAAAGUGUGUACGGGGGGUAAGAGAAAGAAGGACGAGAUCAGCGUGGACAGUCUGGACUUCAAUAAGAAGAUCCUUCACACAGCCUGGCACCCCACAGAGAACAUCGUUGCUGUAGCCGCCACCAAUAACUUGUACAUCUUCCAGGACAAAGUUAACUAAGGAAGCUGACUGAAGGACCGAGUUGUCAUGCGUAGUUAAGCUGGUCAUUUUCUGUCAAAGAAAAGGCAUCGUCCUCCGCUAAGAGCUGACACACUUGCCACUUCCCUCCUAGCAGAGGAGAGCGGUGUCUCAGCGGGAGGCCUGUCUGCCUCUGCCUUCAGUCCGAGGAGAGGGAUACCACUGCUGCAGGGAAAACCCACCUGAAGCAGGAUUGGUGGACAUUGCUCAAAUAUAUUUAAGUCUGAGCCUUCCUUUCCAGGUUAUAGACCAAAAGACUAACACCUGAGAGAGAAGAUCUGGUCACAUCAGCUCUUCCCUUCUCUAUCACCCAUCCCUGGGCCUUUACCUGGACAUGAUUUGACCACCAUCCACGUUCCUCUCUGGCCUUGGAGCCCCAGUGGGCUGUGUCACUGCUGGUGUGUGGAUACGCCCGAGCGGGCUCAGGCAGCUUAAUUCACCCACUGUAUCUGCCAUCACACCUUCUGGUGGACCCACUUAAUAAAAACAGUACACUAUAGAGUGUUUUUAAACCAAACACCAGUAUUGUCUUUAUUUGUUUCAAUUGCACAUGAUGAAAUUGUUCAGAAUAUUGCUCUUUGGAACAAAUUGAGAAAUGUCUGUUCUUUGGCAGUGCUGGAAUUUGCACAAUACUUCAGAUUCUAAAUGUACUGUAUAAUGGAACUAUCUCAAAUUGCCACUCGGUUUCUGUAGAAAUUCCAUCUGCUCCACCAGGUAAGUUCUAGGGAAAGCCAUAACUGAGUCCUCCUCUGGGAAAGAAUGACAUGAAUAAGAGUUGCCGACACCAGUUUAAAGUAGGCCUCAGUCACUACAAUUAAUACAUUACUUUUAAAUCUUUUUUAAAAGUACUUUUGGGGAAAACAGUUUAAAUAUUGCUAGGACUAUUGACGUGUCAGAUUUCCUAGUGCAUCUCGACAACUGUAGUUGGGAUGUGAUGCCACCUGCACCCCAGGUUUAUUUUAAAACACACUGAAUAUCAGGAUUCGAGAUUUCCCAGCAAAUGCCAAGUGUGCUGUGCCAGCACUGAUGACCAAAGGUUGCUUCAUGGCAUUGGACCCAUGAGCUGGCCACUCCAGAGGGACAGAGAACCCGGCCUGCAUCUGCUGAUGACCAGGUGCACUGAUGUCUGCUGAGGAUGGCGAGCUUGUCAUCUCUGGAAUCAGAGUUAGCAGAAGGCCACUCACUUCUGUUCACACUGGAUCUUGACUGUAUUUUCCAGUGUCUGAGAUCUGGAACCUAAGAAACAGUUCUAAUAAAACAGGGUUGUUCAUAUUCCAACUAUUUUUCCAAAAAGUUUAAUAACUGGAUUUAUACUAUACUUAAUACAGUAAAAAGAGCCGGCCUUCUACCCAGAGGCAGAGCAGCUGUGUGUAUGUAGCUUGUCCUGUGAGCUCAGCACACACACCCUGCAAAGUUCAAGUAAAUGUUGUCUCCCUCCCAGGCAGGGCUGAGCCUACGUGGUUCCUUCCAGGGAAUCCAGGACUGCCCUAGUGUCUAGAUUCCCUGCAGUACUGUUGUGAAGACCUUAGGUGUUUUUUAUGGCAGUUAUAUGCGUUGGCAACAAGGACUCACUGAGAGGCAGCCACUGUCUGAAGGCUGGUAUGUAGUCCAAGACAAGAUUCUCAACUGUGUAGCUCAGGCUGGUCCCAAACUUGAGAAGCUCCUGCUUCAGCCUCCAGUGUUGGAAUUACAAGCAUGGUUCACCCAGCCCCUCUCUAUAUCAAGUUCUGUUUUCAGAUUUUUUUGUCCUACUAAGCUAAGAAUCCUGUAAGUUUUCAAACUUGCAUUGGUCUUGUUUAUAUUUAAAUUGGAAUACCUACCAUUUUUCUUUCUCUAGAACUGUUUUUGUUUAGACACCUGUUUCUGAAAGUUCUGUCAGUGUUUUAUCGCUGUUGAGCUCUGUGCUUCUGGGCCAAGGACCUGGAUGAGAUGAAUAAGCUUUAUUCACAUGUGGAUUCUUUCUGGAGGGAAGGACAGCCUCUCACUGUGUGGUACUGGGACUCAUCACUGUGUAGACCAGACUGAUCUCAAACUGCAGUGAUCCUGCUGCCUCUCUCUGCCUACCAAAUGCACCACCAUGCUUUGGCACACAUGUGGAUUUAAGCCUGCAUUUUUGUCCACACACAUGUAAUCCCAGUAUUUGGGAGGAGAGUUAUCCUCAUCUAUGAACUGAAUAGGAAAGCCUUGGCUACAUGAGGCCUUUAAAAGUCUUUAAAAUAUUUUUAAACUUGAGCUGCUGUGAGCCAGUUAUGCUGUUGCAUAACACUGGUAGUUGGCAUUCAUUAGCUGCAGCAGAGCAGAUGCCAAGUGGAGAGUACUCCCUGUGUAGAGCUAAGUAGCGCAGCUGGCUUCUCACCAGGUGCCGCAUGCCACCCAUUAGCUGAAUGACUGGAGUGGGAGCUAGGCUCCCAGACAUGCCCAGGGGAUACUUCUAAGGUGCUUUCUUAGGAAGCUGUCUUUAAGGGGUGAGAGAGAGACAUCAAGAUUAGUACUUGGGUUUCUUGUAUCUCUGUGGACCAGUUGCUUCGAGGUCACCAGAGGAUUGGAUGGGAAAGAGGUCAGAGUUGGUAGGAGUCCAGAUUGCGCAUGGCCCUGGUGGGCAGUCUUCCGAUCUGUUGUCUGUGAAGGAGUGGUGGUGCCUUGUGUGUGCUUGGCACUAUUCACUGCCUCUCCUGUUAGGUCUCAUCCCAACUGCCAUGCCUGGGAAGUCUGAGGAGUCAAAGUUCUUGUAUGGGCUAAUGUAACAGCUAGCCAGUCCUCGGGCACUGCAGAUGGACAAAGUGCCCAAGGGGCCCUGCACACCAGCCAUGGGCAUAAGAGUCCACAGGUCUCAUUAGGAGGCCUUGCUAGCCCCAGACUGCUUGCCUGUUCUUAACCGUUGUGUGGGAGUGCACUGGUGCCUGCUGAGGUGGUAUUGGGCAGAAUGCCACUGUGGCUGGGCGCUGGCCAAAAGAUGUAACAGCAGCAGUUCUACUCUGCAGAGCCAUCUGGCCAGGCCACAACGGGGCUUGACUGGUGUGGAUAGCAGGGUCUUCCAGAGCAUGUAGGUGUCCCCUGACCCCCUGCGGCCACAAGGCCCUUCCACUAAGUGCUGGCGAGGCAUGGAGAGUACCUACAGGACCCAGGUGCCUUGGACCUUGAUCAAAAUUUCAGGAACCUUCUAACCUUGUCAAGAAGGGAGAAGGCCAGCUCCCGGCUUACUUAGGGCUAAGAGACUGUGGCCAUCUGCACAAGGCAGAUGGUGGUGCUGUCAUGCGGGGCAGAACACCAGGAGUGGAACUUGCAUGUGCAGGACCUUCAGUUGUGGUGUUCUGGUGGAAUUGAAGCUAGGGCCACAUGCACACCAGGUAAGUGCUGUACCACUAAGCUACACGCCCAGCACCCAGCCCUUGGCUUUUCCUGUAUCUCACUGUAUCCUGGCUGGCCUGCAACUCACAGAGAUCCACUAGCCUCUGCCUAUGUGCUGGGAUUAAAGGUGUGCCACCAGCUCACAUCCUACCUGUAGUUCUGAACAAACUCACACCCAUUCUACUCUGAGGACCAGUAAGAUUUUAGAGGCAGAGCAGCAAGGUAAUAUAGCCAGAAGGUGACCCUGUCCCCGAGAGCCUCACACGCCAGGAACUCUGCUCAAAGUCCUGCACGUGGUUUUGUGUAAAUUCUUUCGAGUAAGAGAUUUUAAUACUUUUUUGGUUGGUUGGUUUUGAGACAGGGUCUCCCUCCCUGGAACUUGCUAUGUAGGUCAGGCUGGCCUGGAUCUCAAAGAUUAAAGGUGUGUGCCACCACACCAGGCUGAUUUUAAGUUUAAAAAUGGAAACCAGUACCUAAAAUUCACUCACUUCGGGGAUCUCUGUGAGUUGGAGGCCACCCUGGUCUACACAGUGAGUUUCAGGCCAGCCACAGCUAUGUAGACUAGUCAGACACUCAAAAGAAAGAAAGGAAAUAAACGAAAUCUACCCACAGGGGCUCACAGCAGACAGGAGUCCUCAGUGGCAAAAUGGUGAAAAGUCAUGAAGGAAAGUGUUCUGGUGGAAGACAAGGUCUUGCAGUGCAAAAGCACUGUUGCACGGAAAGCUCUUCAAUUCCGUGGUGUUUUGAGACACUAAGAAUAAGUGAAGCGGGACAGGUGCAAUCUGCAGCUGGUAGGUAACUGAAGGUAGCACAUUCAGUUUUCAUUUUAGUUUGAAAACUUUGGUUUUCAUGUUUCAAAGCUUGUGGUCUCGGACUUUGAGACAUAUCACUGGGUUUUGCAUAUCUUUCAGGUGCAGGGUGCGCAGGCACAGGACUCUCCCCUGCCACUGAGACCUGGCACUUGCUGGAGAGCAUUGCACAGAUGGUGGCCCCAGCCGUAACAGUGCCAGGAGUGCAGCCAAGACCACAAGGUCUGGUAUUGUCUGACCAGAAGUGCCAUUUUCUUGGCUUAGCCAAUGUCUGAUUGAUAUUGGUAUCUGAUUUAUCAUCAGUAAUACUUAUUUUCAGAGGGUUGGAUGUGGUGAACAGCAUAACUCCAUGAGUCUCUGACUCUUAUGAUCCCUCUGCACGGCGCAUGCGCACAGACACACGCUUUUUUUUUUUUUAAAAAAAACAGGGUCUCCCUGUAGCCCCAGCUGGGCUGGAACAAUGUAGACCAGGCUGGCCUCAAUCUCACAAAAAUUUGCCUGGAUCUCUCAGAGACUCCCUCUGCCUGUACCUCCCGAGUGCUGGGAUUAAAGGCAUGCACUACCACACCUGAUUUACCUCGCCCCACCCCCACCAACCCCCCUUUUUUUUUUUUAACUUUUUGAGAUGGAGUCUCUAUUCCUGGGUCAGUUUUGUACUCGGGGUAUAGCCCGAAGAUGAUCUUGAACUUCUGAUCUUCCUGUCCCUUCCUCCUGAGUGGUAGGAUUAUAGGUAUGUGCCAUCACACUAUUUGAUGCUGGGGCUCAAACCCAGGGCUUAAUAUAUGCUAGGCAAGCACUGUACCAGCUGAACUACAUCCUUUUAUCUUUUAGAGACAUGACCUUGCUGUGUAUCCCAAGCUGGCUUGAUCUUGAUAAAUAGCCCACCCGCACCAGCCUUGAACUUGUGAUUUCUGCCUCCACAUCCCAAGUACUGAGAUUACAGGCGUGCACCAGCAGUGCCCAACUUAAAAAUGUUUUUUUCUUAAGGAAGUUCUGAAUUGUUAACACUGUACAGACUUCAGAAAUCCUCAGAGGAUUUGGGGCAGUGUCUUACUCCUACCUCUGACCUUGUGGGAACUUGCUUCUCAGGUAUGUUUUUCUUUUUCAGACAAACCCAGAAGGGUGGCAUGUUGUGUCCACUCCCACUCUCCUCACUUCACAGAACACGUCAACCUUCUCCACAGCAGCCCGUGCAGAGCUCCUGUGGCUACCAGGCAAAGCAUCACUUGGCAUGUUGGAUGCAGCUUUGAUCUGAGGGCACGUGCUCCACAAUCUCUCUCCAGUAAGGUCCCCGGCAAUGCUGAGGCUGCUGGCCCAGGACCACUGAGUAAAAGGUACCACUCGUUUUCUUUUCACUCAUACUUCAGCUUCUGAUGUCAGUGCAGACCCUGCUCCCCACAGCUUUGGGCCCUCUGGUUCUUCCGUUGUCUCUAGUCUCCUCAGCUUACAUGAUCUUGACAAUUUUGAAGAAAGUAUGGGCAGUUGAUUCAUAGACUCCCCUCCAAUUCAGGCUUGCCGGGCAUCGCCUAAUUAUUAAAUUGCAAUGAUGUACUUUGCCAAAAGUGUACAGAAGACCUGGUGUGGCCUGUGUGAAACCAGCGGCAGACAGACGGCACCCGCCGUGUUUCUUCAGGAUAAAGCUAUCUUGUUUCCUCAGUGGACGUCUCAUGGGGAAACAAUGAGAACAUCUUUUUUUUUUAUUGCAUUUUAUUUGAGGGUUGGGGGUGCGUGCGUGGUCAGAAGACAACUUGUGGGCACCAGUUCUCUCCCUCCACUCUACGGGACCUGGGGACAGAACUCAGAUCAGUCUCGGGAGCAGGUACCUUUAAUCGUUAAGCCAGCUCACCGGUCCAGAACAUCUUUUUUCAUUACUUUCAUUUCUACUGGUAAGUCAGCGGUGCUGUGGUCUGCCCAACAGCGACUCCAUUUCCAUCACUCCUUCCUCCUCUACGAACUGAAAUCCUACUGUUAAGAAUGCUCUCUGGCCAAACAUGUAUAGACUGAAGGGCACCUGUUUUAUUUUGUGGGCAGAAAAGCACUGUGAUGCAGCUCACUGCCUUUUUGGGCAACGAAACCCUUCAGGAUGCACAGGUAACUUCCUGCACCCUCAGUGGACCACCCAGACCACCCUCUGCUGUUGGAUCACUACUACUUGGCUACUCUGAGUAGAGCUAGAUAUUAAAGUUCAUCUGCUCUCAAAUGUCUAGUUCCGACCUCCACCCGACUUCCUCUGGCGUUUCCCAGUCUGCUCAUUUUAUUCUUAAGAGCAGGCUUUUAUUACACUUACACUUUUUUGCAGACCAGGUAUAGAGGCACACUUUUAAUCUCAACACUUGAGGCAAAGGCAGAAGGAUCUCCCAGCUUGGUCUAUGUAAUGAGCUCCAGGCCAACUGGGACCACAGGGAGACCAUCUUUAAAAAAAUACCUUUUGCUGGGCAUGGUGGCACAAGCCUUUAAUCCUACCAUUCGGGAAGCAGAAGCAGGAGGAUCUCUGUGAGGUCAAGGCCAGCCUGGUCUACAUAGUGAGUUCUAAGCCAGCUGGGGAUGCAGGGAGACCCUGUCUCAAAAAGAAAAAAAAAAAAACUGAAAAACUUUUACUUGGUAUUAGUAUAGGCAAUCUAAUUCAUAGUCCACACCCUUAUCAAAAAAUAAAAAAAUAACCUUAUGACACCAAGAAAAUAUCUGGUUAUUCCUUCCUUAUAGGAUCUAGUCCAAAUGUUGCUUAUGGGCUAGUGCAUUCCUACCCAGACCCUCCAGGGUGCUUUCCCUUGGUUGUGCUCAGUUUUACUUGAUUCUGCAGCAUGUAAAGCAUUACCGUCAUUCUGAGGGUCUGCUUAGCCCUCCCCCACCCCCCACUUCCCACUCCCCUGUGCCUAUCACGUCAUCUCUGGCUUUUCACCUCACAUAUUGGCCUAAAUAAGGAAAUGAGCUGCAUUUUCUUCAGCCCUGUCCUCAUGAAGGGUGCGAGUCAGGCUGCGGGUCUGGCUCCAGGGCACUUCACAGAUCUUCAGGAUGAGGCUUCCCAGCUGCAGGUGUGUUCCAGUCAGCCUCUCUACUGAGCAGUGGGGCUUCCCAACAAGGAGUCUAGAUGGGCCCUUGCCAUACUGACCAACCCACCAGAAACCAGGGGGUGAGAGAGCCACGUUAAAUAAAACUGCCUCGAACAUCCAUGUUCAAACCUUAAAUUUACCCUUUUGGCAGCCGUGUAUUUUCCUGCUUGCGCAUUUUACUUGCUAUAUCCUGGGAAUGUUCCUGUUUAGCAGACACUCGUCUAUAGCUUCCUGAGCCAUCUCUUCCAACAGGUUCUUCAGUGGUCUUAAAUAUUUUGUUUACUGAAUAUAGUCAUAGUCUUGUGCAUCUAUACACAAACACACACACACAAUUUUUAUUGAGAUAGGCCCUUUGCAGCACAAGCUGAUUUCAAACCUGUGGUAAUCCUGUCCUGCCUCAGCCUCCCAAAUUCUGGGAUUGAAGACAUGAGCCACCACACCCAGCUUAUUUUGAAAAUGGGUAUUUUGCCUGCAGAUAUAUAAGUGCACCAUGUGUACAGUGUCUACAGAGGUCAGAAAUGGUGUCAGACCCCAGAAACUAGAGUUACGAGCUGCUGUUAACCAUCAUGUGGGAGCUAGAAUGCAAACCCAGGUGCUUUUAACCAAUGAGCCAUUUUCCAGCUCCUGUUUUGAAAUUCUUGGUCUUGGGGUAAUGGGCCUGACAUUUCAAAAGGAAAUGUCGCCGUUUUGAAGGUGGCGUCCCCAGCCCCCCCACUUUGGAACCUCCAGCACUUCUCAGUCACACUCGGCAGUGUAUACGCUUAGACCGUCACAUUCUGCAGUAUGUACGCUCAGUGAGGGUAGUAAAAAAUCUGCAUCAGGAAACUGUAUUCACUAGUUGCCGAAGGACAGUUUUUCUCAAGUAAAAAUUAUUAAUUAUGCUACUUUUCAAAUUUGCUACUUAAAAUAAGUAACAGUGGGGCCAGAAAGAUGUCACAGCAGUUAACAGCACUGCUGCUCUUGCAGAGAACCUGGGUUUGUUUCUAUGCCUACACAGCAGCUAACAACCAUCCAAAACUCCAAUUCCAGGGGAUCUUGCACCCUCUUCUGGCUUCCUUGGGUAUUGCACAACAUGGGUACAUUUAACACACACUGUAUGACAUGGGUACACUUAACACACAUGUCCUAGCAAAAAAUUCAUCUUCCAUCUCCCUGAAGCAGCUAUGCCACCGCAGAUCACUUGCAGCUGGUUCUGGAAUGCAGCUGGUGCCACCCGUGGGGAGAGACAACCGACCAGCUCUGUCUAGGGCCCCAACUGCCCAAUGGUGGGUGGGAGUUUUGCUGAGCAGCUGCUUGUUCCAUAACCUCAAAAGGGCCACCACCAGGGCACUUAGGACAGGCAGAUGUGCUGAUCUAAGACAGGUGUGUCUGCUCUAAUAAGAAGACAUUCACCUGUGGCUUUGGACUCUGUUCUUUUGGAGAAUGAAUUAUAAGAAAUUUUGGUACCAUUCCACAAUCUGUCUCUAAAUGGAAGAGCUAUACAAGCAUCUGUUUCCAAGGUAACCAUUUAAAUAUAAACAGAUUAUUAACCCUUAAGAUGUUACCUUUAUUUUAACACACCUAAGUGUGUAAGAUAAUGAAACAAAUUCAACAGGAUAUACACAGCACAUCAAAGAGGCAGCCUUUAAAAACAUCACUCAUAGGAAAGAGUAAGCCCCUGGAGAAGGCUUAGUUUCAUAGAAGUUUGGGGUAUUUGGUCUUAACCCAUAGGCAAGUUCAGUAACUCUGAAGGAGUUGGCGAAGAUUUAUUUCCUAUUUCCAGUCAUUUAAAGCAAAUGUGUUUACAAUGCAGCUGACCUUAAGAGCACACAAGAGUCCAAUCCAGCAGAGUGAUGAAGAGCGGCAGAUACUGGGUGCCGGCAGCAGACCUGGCCGCAAGGUGACAGCUGACAGCCAAGCUGGAGUCCUCAUCC
Nannospalax galili (Upper Galilee mountains blind mole rat) is the source of this 10651-nucleotide messenger RNA. It is a transcript of the gene Ppp2r2d, whose product is annotated as protein phosphatase 2 regulatory subunit Bdelta. Gene Ontology annotation, molecular function: protein binding; protein phosphatase regulator activity. The record is from RefSeq and is a predicted model, not a curated record. Gene Ontology annotation, cellular component: cytosol; protein phosphatase type 2A complex. Bases 152 to 1513 code for a protein of 453 amino acids. Gene Ontology annotation, biological process: peptidyl-serine dephosphorylation. The transcript is spliced from 9 exons. Lineage: Eukaryota; Metazoa; Chordata; Mammalia; Rodentia; Spalacidae.